UCCGGAGUUGGUCAGUAAGCAGAGAGCGAGCACUAUCGCGGUUGAGGUAGCUUUGGAGAGGAUCGAGUAGACAAGCUCUGACUAAUUUUCAGCUCAUUUCCCUUUCAGUAUUGAUCCUACACGGACUAUAUACCGUCCCCGAGUGGAUUUUGUCAGUGGAUGAUUUUAACUGUUGGUCGAAUUUAAAACAUAGAAUUUUGCGUCAUAUUUCGACGCUCAAACGAAAGUAGUAAGAAUGUCUCUGGAUUAGUAGUGUGACCGAGGUUGGGUGUCGGAGAGGGUUACCUAGCUAGCUAACUGUACUGCUGCCGAGAACACACGAAGCGGAGGGAGACCCCAGCGGCAAGACGGGCCGUCACCGUGAUCUAAGCUCUAUCCCAAAAAGGAGCUCUCCAUAUUUCUGUACAUAGUUAGCUACGAAGCUAACUAGCUAAAUCAAGAGGAGCCGGAGUCCGUCUUCCCGGGUUCUAUUCUGAUUAUUUCUGAGAGCAGGUGAAUGAGACCCUCUGUUUGGGUCGGCGACUCUGAGUGACUGGGUACCGUCUGGUGUGCCGCGGCCCUCCCCGAGUGUCCCACUAGGAUGCCCAGUAGACCCGGGAGUUACGGAAGAAGAUAUAAGGACGCUUUCGAGACAGACGGCGCAUGGAAAGGAUGCGCAGACAGACAUGCGGAUAUGUUCGCGGUUUAAUAAGUGGAUGUGCAACCAGGCCGGCUCUCUAAAGCUCGAUUUGGCUCUGCUCCGAAUGCCAAGUCCUUCUCCUCAGACAGCCUAGCGAAGGUCCAGGAGGUAGCAAGCUGGCUUUUGGAAAUGAACCCGGAUCUGCUGUCGGGGGGCAGCAGUGGCCGGCGGGGCCCGGGGGGUCGGCGAGGAGGGCCGGGGGGCUCGGGUGCCCAGCGAGGUAACGCCUCCUCCUCGGCCCGGACGCCCCAGGGCCAGCAACCCGGAGAGGAGGCCGCCGCCGAUGAGGAGGAGCGCAUGAACCAGGUGGUGGAAGACCAGGAGCAGCAGAGGAACCAGCAGUCCAGAGCUCAGCCGGAGGCGUCAGCGGAGGAGGGCAGGGAAGGGGAGGGAACAUGGGCCUCCCGAGAGUCAGGAGCCAGCAACGGUCCUGCAGGAGAAGAGGCGGGAGAUGGCGGAGGUGUCCCCAACGAGGUGAACGGAGGAGAGACCAAGGGUCCCCGUUGGAUGUGGGAGGCGGAGCAGCGGCCGCGGCAGGACGACGACGACGACGAAGAGGAGGAGGACGAGGAGGAAGAGGAGAACAACAACAGCGGCAGCCAGCAGGGAGACGGUGAGGAGGAGGAGGAAAGGACAGAGGGCGGGGAGAGGAUUGGGAGGGAGGAGGAGGAGGAGGAGGAGAUGGACCAGGACAGCGAUGACUUUGAGCAUUCUGAGGAGAGUGGUCGGGAGGAGGAAGAGGAGGGCGAGGAGGGCCUCCACUCGCCCACCAUCAGGAACAAUGUGUCUGUCCCCAACAACGACCUGGACCGGUCGUCGGGUCGCCAGCACCAAAGUUCGUCCGUCAAGAAAAAGAUGAAGAGGAAGUUGGACCAUGGCCCCGAGGUCCGAUCUUUCCCAACCGGAAAAAAGCCCUGCAAAGGCUCGGAGUAUUCAAGUGCUACAGGGCUGGUCCACUACCCAGCCACCCCCACCACGUUUGGGCACAUCAGGACAGCUAACGGUCAGGGCCAACAGAGGCGGCGUAUCACCUCCAUUGCACCUCCCACGGGUCUCCAGGAAUGGAUCCGGACGUUUCAGAGCUGGAGUGGCCCGGAGAAACUGCUGGCGCUGGACGAGCUGAUCGACAGCUGUGAGCCCACGCAGGUCAAGCACAUGAUGCAGGUCAUCGAACCGCAGUUCCAGCGUGACUUCAUCUCCCUGCUGCCCAAAGAGCUGGCCCUGUAUGUGCUGUCGUUCCUGGAGCCCAAGGACCUGCUGCAGGCAGCUCAGACGUGUCGCUACUGGAGAAUCCUGGCCGAAGACAACCUCCUCUGGAGAGAGAAGUGCCGGGAAGAGGCAGGCAUUGACGAGCCCCUGCCCCUGAAGAAGCGGAAAAUCACCAAGCCAGGCUUCACCCACAGCCCCUGGAAGAGCGCCUACAUCCGGCAGCAUCGAAUAGACACUAACUGGAGAAGGGGAGACCUCAAAUCACCCAAGGUGCUCAAGGGUCACGAUGACCAUGUGAUCACCUGUCUGCAGUUCUGUGGUAACCGCAUAGUGAGUGGCUCCGAUGACAACACGCUGAAGGUGUGGUCGGCGGUCACCGGAAAGUGUCUGAGGACGCUGGUGGGUCACACCGGUGGCGUUUGGUCGUCCCAGAUGAGGGACAACAUCAUCAUCAGUGGCUCCACCGACCGGACGCUGAAGGUCUGGAACGCCGAGACGGGAGAAUGUAUCCAUACGUUGUACGGGCAUACCUCAACGGUCCGCUGUAUGCACCUCCACGAGAAGAGGGUAGUGAGCGGCUCCCGCGACGCCACGCUGCGCGUGUGGGACAUCGAGACGGGCCAGUGUUUGCACGUGCUCAUGGGCCACGUGGCGGCGGUGCGCUGCGUCCAGUACGACGGCCGCCGGGUGGUCAGCGGGGCCUACGACUUCAUGGUCAAGGUCUGGGACCCCGAGACGGAGACCUGCCUCCACACGCUGCAGGGACACACCAACAGAGUCUACUCACUGCAGUUCGACGGCAUCCACGUGGUGAGCGGUAGCCUGGACACGUCCAUCCGGGUGUGGGACGUGGAGACGGGGAACUGCAUUCACACGCUGACCGGCCACCAGUCGCUCACCAGCGGCAUGGAGCUCAAAGACAACAUCCUGGUCUCCGGCAACGCCGACUCCACCGUCAAGAUCUGGGACAUCAAGACGGGACAGUGCCUGCAGACGUUGCAAGGUCCCCACAAGCACCAGAGUGCCGUGACGUGCCUGCAGUUCAACAAGAACUUUGUCAUCACCAGCUCGGACGACGGCACCGUGAAGCUCUGGGACCUGAAGACCGGCGAGUUCAUCCGCAACCUGGUGACGUUGGAGAGCGGUGGGAGUGGUGGCGUGGUGUGGCGCAUCCGGGCCUCCACCACCAAGCUGGUGUGUGCCGUCGGCAGCCGCAACGGUACCGAGGAGACCAAGUUGCUGGUGCUGGACUUUGACGUGGACAUGAAGUGAGAGGACGGCGGGCCGCAGGGAGGAGCUGGGAGGAGCGAGACGGGGUGAAGGGUGAAUGAGGAGACGACACGACAUCCAAAGGGCAACGUCGCCCUAAAACUACUCACUCGUGCGCGCGCCAGCGAGCACACGAAAACACCCCCACCCUCAACACCACCACCACCACAACAGGCCCCUCCCCCUCCACAUCUGGCCCCUCCCCAUCAGCAGGCACCUCUGUCAGCCCCAGCACCUCCUACUUUGGUCCCCUCCCAACUGUGGGGGGCGGAGUCAGAAUCAGGAGGGGUGGAAGGUUGUGUGGCCUGUAAGGGGGUGUGGCCUGACCACUCCUACAGUAGGCUAAGGCCAAGUGGAACUGACUCAUCCGCUUAAGGAGGAGCAGAAAAAAGACAGGAACUGACGAAGAAGUGACUCCACUCUGCGGCUACUGGGGCAGCUUCUUCGCAACAGAGACUUGUUCGGUCAAGCCUGACAAGUGUUCGUUCAGAUGUACAAAGAUAGAUUAUUUUUUAUCCCCAACAAAGCGCCAACCGAUUAUUAAAUGGACAUGAACCCGCACUGUUACACAAUUAGGAGGCAAAGGCAGAUGAAAACUUCAAUGUCGAAUUAGAAUACAUUUUAUUGAAAACACGCAAAAUAUUAGCAAAGAGGUUCUGGUCAGGGAGAUUAAGAGAGACGUCAAGCCAAGAAUCUGAUUGGUCCAACAAAAAAAAAUAACAGGAUAAGCCUAAAGCAUCAGGCCUUAUAUCAUGUUUACUGUUAAUUCUGUUUCCUAUUGUUCAUCAGUCUGUUAGUUCCAGGGUCACAUAUAUACAUGAAUUGGAGUUCGAUUUGUAGCUAAAACCAUUCAAAUAGUUGAAAGAAAAUGGGUUUUGUUUGCUCUUGGGGGGGGGGGGGGGGGGGGGGGGUAGUCGGUUCCUUACUGUUGCCAAUGGCAACGAGUCCCAGUGUUACCCUGUUCUAGUCACUUCUUUGCUUUUAUCUCACCAUGUCUCAUUUCUGUUUGGGUUUUUCCUUUUAUUUCUAGCUAAUGUCUGGGGAUGUUAAGUCUCCAAAUAGCGACAUGCUGUCCUGAGUUUUUCAACCAGUCUGGCUGGGUAGGUUCCUCAAUACAGGGGGAGAGAACCGUAAUAGAGGCCCCCUCCAACCCAGUACUAUUUUCCCAGUGGCCAAACUGUAUUUAUGCUGCUAGUAAAAAACAAAACAAAAAAAAAAAACUACAAAAACAGAUAAAAAGAUGGAACUUUAACUUGCUGUGACGUUUUAGUCCCAGACUAAAUUCCAAAAUUGACUCUUCCAAUGUUUGGACUUUUUAAAGAGAGAAACAUGAUAAAUACAAACAACCUUUGUUUUUGCCACUGAAACUUGAGCCAAACGCGCCUCAACGAGGCUUAGACGAGAGAGUGUGUUGGACAGACAGACUGGUUUGCCGGCAUAGAGGAAACGAUGGGAAGUAAAGUGUGUGCGUGCGUGCUUGAUUAUGCUUUUGGGCAAAAUGUUAACACAUUCCUUGGGACAAAGCUCUUUCAGCAUGUUCUGUGGGAAACUGUCUCUAGAUGCUGUGUGGAAAGGCAAAGAGUAAAAGGAAAAAUUAGUAAAUGUAUUUUUGGUUUAAAAUUUAAAAAAAAAAAAAGAGCGAAUGAAAGAACUGUCCAUUGUCCACAUGCAAUUGUUGUCAUCAUUGGCACGUUCGAAGCGACAACAACAAACGGAUCCAACCGACACAAAGUCCAACAACUACAGUUGAAGCAAAGAGUCUUAGUGUUAUGAAUUGUCGUCAACAAUGUUACCGGGGAACUGCACUUAGCAGUCAGUCGCCUGAUGGUUUAUGAAUGGAAAACGUACCUACAGGCAACCUUCAAGUAAACAGAACAUUGUAGCCAAAACAAUUCAUCAAAGUCAAUCUGCCCAGAAAGGAGCUCAAGCUGAACUGUGAAAGUGGUAUAACACUGUAUAUUAAAAAAAAAAGAAACAA
Esox lucius (northern pike) is the source of this 5135-nucleotide messenger RNA. Its product is annotated as F-box/WD repeat-containing protein 7. Gene Ontology annotation, cellular component: cytoplasm; nucleus. The record is from RefSeq and is a predicted model, not a curated record. Gene Ontology annotation, molecular function: ubiquitin binding. Bases 809 to 3160 code for a protein of 783 amino acids. The transcript is spliced from 13 exons. Gene Ontology annotation, biological process: proteasome-mediated ubiquitin-dependent protein catabolic process; ubiquitin recycling. Lineage: Eukaryota; Metazoa; Chordata; Actinopteri; Esociformes; Esocidae.